Molecule: messenger RNA, 876 nt
Organism: Macadamia integrifolia
Lineage: Eukaryota; Viridiplantae; Streptophyta; Magnoliopsida; Proteales; Proteaceae
Product: cucumber peeling cupredoxin-like
Exons: 3
Coding region: 213-764 (183 amino acids)
Cellular component (GO): plasma membrane
Molecular function (GO): electron transfer activity
Source: RefSeq, a predicted model, not a curated record
ACUAUUCAAUGGAAACAUAGAGAGAGAGAGAGAGAGAGAGAGAGAGAGAGAGAGAGAGAAGAGUGUCCCUUCACGACUUGUGAAGAAGAGGAGGGGAGGCUUCCAUGGCUUAGUGAAGAAAAUUUCAGAUCUGGAAAAUUUUCAGAAAAAUAAAAAAGAAAGGAGAAGGAGAAGGAGAAGCAGGUGAACCCAGAUAAUAACAGAGGAAAAAGAUGGCUUCUUGCAUGGGUUGUUUAUUUGGAUGCGUAUUUAUCUUAGCAGCUCUGCUUCAGGCUAGUCUAGGAUCGACUGUACCUCCUUCUAACUUCUCACAUAAUAUUUGGACUGCCAACCGAACGUUCAAGAUCGGCAAUUGGACCGUCCAUGUUGUCGGAAACAGUCUAGGAUGGACUGUUCCUCCUUCUAACUUCUCAUAUGAUGCUUGGGCUGCCAACCAAACCUUCAUGGUCGGCGAUAAGCUAUUGUUCAACUUCACAAAUGGUACACAAGACGUGGGUGAGUUCUCAAAGGCAGAUUAUGAAUCUUGCAACGUCAGUGUUUCGAACUCCAUCGAUUCUGUCGUGACAGGAAUCGGAACAGCAGCAUAUUACAACAUUGGAACGGCAGGAGAACACUACUACACGUCCACCAUUGGCGAUCACUGUCAAAAGAACCAGAAGCUAGCAAUCACCACUUAUGGUACUCACAGCUCUGAUGCCUCCUCUCUCACUAUUGGCGGCUUCUCUCUUCUUCUGCUGCCCACCAUCAUGGCUUUCUUUUAUUAGAAUGUUUACUACAGCACCAUUUGUUUUCUCGAGCCUCUUCCAUGAUUUGAAUAGGUAAACCUUGUAAGGUAUUUUGGUAAUUUCCAAUCAACGUUCCUUCGGUUCCUUUGGA